This is a messenger RNA of Monodelphis domestica (gray short-tailed opossum), 5063 nucleotides long. It is a transcript of the gene RNFT1, whose product is annotated as ring finger protein, transmembrane 1. Gene Ontology annotation, molecular function: ubiquitin protein ligase activity. Lineage: Eukaryota; Metazoa; Chordata; Mammalia; Didelphimorphia; Didelphidae. Gene Ontology annotation, biological process: positive regulation of ERAD pathway. The record is from RefSeq and is a predicted model, not a curated record. Gene Ontology annotation, cellular component: endoplasmic reticulum.
AAAUAGAUGGGGGGAGGAGCAGCACCCGUUUCCACUCCACCCCAACGCCCCCACCCACACCUCGCCGCCUCCGCUCAGGGACGUUUGGCUCUACGGCCUCACUUCUUUUCUCCGCUUUCCCAGUCCUCCUUCCCGGGACGUCCUGCAGCGUGACUAGCGUAUGCGCGCACGCGGCCCAUACGUUCUGGGAGCGCGCGCGCCGUCGCCUCCACCGCCUCCGCCUCCGCCGUCCGCUCCUCGGGUCCGGCGCAGCCUGUGUCAGUUGUUGGCGGCGGGAGGGCGGCGGUAAUGACGACCAGGGGUGACGGGCCCGCCUCGGCAGCGACUCCUCGUUCUCUUGCCGCCGUAGCUGCCGACGCCACCGAGCCCUUGUCAGAUUCAUCAUGAGAGGAGACAUAACCCUCAAAAAAAAAAAUCUGGAUCAAAGGAAAAGCAGUCCAAGGCCAUGCAAGCCAACUGUAGCCACCUUCACAACCUGCCAGGAACUGGAGGCAGUGAGACUGCCCCAGCUUCUCAUUGUGCCCAUACUGUAAGAAUGACUGGUGAAGGUUCUUGCCAUCAUCCUGGAGACAUUCAUAUCCAGAUAAGCUCUGUACCUGGAGAGUGUGGUGAAAGUCCCACUCCCAGAAACUUAAGGUCUGGUUCCCAAAGCAAUACUCAGGGCUGCCUACACAGUCGAUUAAGAAGUCACUCACACAAUGAAGCAAGACAACCUGAUGAUGCUACCAUGGAGCCAGGAGAAAAUGGCAGCAGCUCUCUCUCUGAGUUCCGAUAUCUCUUCCAGUGGUUGCAGAAAAGUCUUCCAUAUAUUUUAAUUUUGUGUGUCAAACUUAUAAUGCAGCAUAUAACAGGCAUUUCUCUUGGAAUUGGGCUGCUAACAACUUUUAUGUAUGCAAACAAAAGCAUUGUAAAUCAGGUUUUUCUAAGAGAAAGGUGCUCAAAGGUACAGUGCGCUUGUUUACUGGUGUUCUUAGCAGGAUCUUCUGUUCUCUUGUAUUAUACCUUUCAGUCUCAAUCACUUUAUUACAGCUUAAUCUUUUUAAAUCCUACUUUGGAUUUUUUGAGCUUCUGGGAGGUACUCUGGAUUGUGGGAAUUACAGACUUCAUCCUUAAAUUCCUCUUCAUGGGCUUCAAAUGCCUUAUUUUGUUGGUGCCUUCUUUUGUGAUAUCUUUUAAAUCCAAGGGCUAUUGGUAUAUGCUCAUAGAAGAAUUGUGCCAGUAUUAUCGAACAUUUGUUCCUAUUCCAGUUUGGUUUCGUUAUCUUGUUAGCUAUGGGGACUUAGGAGGCAGUGUAACAGGAUGGAGUCUUGGGAUUCUACUGGGUCUACUCUACCUCAUUCUAAAACUUCUAGACUUUUUGGGGCAUCUGAGAACUUUCAGGCGGGCUUUACGGAUAUUUUUAACACGACCAAGUUAUGGAGUGACAGCCUCCAAAAGACAAUGUUCAGAAGCUGAUGAUCUCUGUUCUAUCUGCCAGGCUGAAUUCCAAAAGCCUAUCCUUCUCAUCUGUCAGCAUAUAUUUUGUGAAGAGUGUAUCACGUUAUGGUUUAAUAGAGAGAAAACAUGUCCACUUUGCAGAACUGUUAUUUCAGACCAUGUAAACAAAUGGAAAGAUGGAGCCACUUCAUCACAUCUUCAGAUUUAUUAAAUCCUGUCAACUGCUAUUUGGUGUUUGUAAGAUGCUGGUUUUCAUUUGAUGUUUUAAUGGAGGUACUUCUAUAAGUGAAUUUUCAAUGGAUUUCCAGUGUUUUUAGUUCAAACCUAACCUUAAGCAUCCAAAUCAGACAUUUUAAGACUAUUAGAAAAAAGUUAAAAAAAAUUCUGUCUACAGACAUGAAAUUUUAAGAAUUAAAUGGGUAAAAAACAACCCCGUGUUAUUUUGACUUUUCUUCUAAUUCAAUGUUGUUCAAACACUACUUUUAUUCUAGUAUUUGUGUGUAAUUAAAGAUGUGUCUAGUGAUAAAUUGUUUAGACAUUCUUAGCAUGUAACUACUAGUAGUUUAUUUUGAGGAACUCAGGCUGCUAGAAUCAAAAUCUUAUUUUUUCAUGGUUUUAAGGUACAUGUAAUAUACAAAAAUUCUAGCUUUUUAGAGAACAUUGACUUUUAUAAACCCAAAUCUGAACUAUUCCUAGAAUUCUUAUACCAUCAUGAGGCAUUUCAAUGAAUUUUUCCUGUGUUGGCUUUUAAGAAUAAUGGGAAUAAUUCCUAUAGAAUAUUUUAUAAAAUUUGUAUUUUUAAUAAAAUUCUAAAUACUUUAUUUUGUCUAAAUCAGAUUUUCUAAGUCAAAGGAAUUGACAUGGGGAGAUAUGUAUGAAAUUAUUGUUAACUGUUGCUGUGACUAGCAAUCAGUGAGAAUAAACGAAAUUUUACAAAUUUCGGUGGGCCUUGUGCAAGCACGCUGCUUGUCAACUUGUAUUUAUUAUUUUUGCUUGUUUCUAGUGUUAGUGGCCAUCUUACACAGUUGACAAUAUAAUUUGCUGAUUAUGAAGGAUUUCCAUACCAAGAGAAAAUAAGCUAAACUUAACCAGAAUAUGAAAAGAUUAUUCUUCGUUAUGUAUUUACUUUAAAAAUAAGAGGAAUAAAUUUUGUGGCUUAAUUUUCUUUUAUCCAUUUUUUUUAGAGCAUUAACCCUGUAGUUUGCUUUGAGGCUACUGUGCCUUUGGGGGGAAAUGGCAUUCAUUCCUUCAUUAGUAGUUACUAUCUAGAUUUGGGAUAUUACUUUGUUUCUUAUUAUCUAGUUACACAAAGGCUGAUAUUUUCUUUGCCUUAACUUGGUCAAUAUAUUAAAGGAAAGAAUAUUUGGCUUCUCUACUCUCCUGAGGAAAUGGCACUGAAGUGUUAUCAAAUGAAUCAGAUCUAAAUAAAUGUUAAAAUUGUCACCUUAUAUUGAACUAGUGGGCUGAUUCUCAGUUAUGUUUUCAUUACUCUUGGAAGGAAAGUCAGUGAAAGAACCUAGUUUCUGUUUUAUACAGAAUACAUUUUGUCUGAAAGGUUCAAUUUUGUGUCAAAUUAUUUUCACUUUGGUAAAAAUCAUAAGAAAUUUCCAUUUUUGCUGCUACAAAUUCAUGAGGAUUUUAUGAUUUCUAUAAAAGCAGCACACCAUACUGAAUCACUAUAUUUCAACAGUUAUUUGUACUUACUGUAUUUUUCUAAUGUUGGCUUUUAAGUCAAAGUUCUGUAAAUUUUUUAGUUUAAAAACUUAAGGGAAUGAAUUAAAUCUUCCUCUGUAAGUUUACUGAAACUGUGCUCUAGUUAAUACUUAGAGUUUGCACCCAUAGUGACUCUUAAAUUACAGUAUGCCUUACACUGGGCAGAGAAGCUUCCUGCCUUCCUACAGUUCACCCUAAAAGUUUGCUACAAACUAGUAUGGAUCCAUCCUACCAGCUAAAGCUUUAGAACUGCCACUUUUUAACAGCCAAUAUUUCUUAGCGUAUUCCCCUGCCUGUACCACUGAUUGGUGUGGGUAGCCCUAAUGCAGAAAGAAAUUGCACAUUAAGAUUAGAUUGGGCUGACAAAGGUGCUGAUAUCAACUGGGAUCAAAGGUUCUUAAUCUGAGAUACAUGAACAUUUUUUUAAAAGAAUAUUUUGAUAAUUAUCAAUAUAAUACUUUUUUGUUUGUAAUCCUCUAUGUUUGUUAUGCACAUAAGAACAUUAUGAGGAGGGAUCCAAAAGGGUUCAUGACACAAAAAAAGUUAAGUCCUGAGUUGGACUGUAUGGAUUGCUCAUAGAAAAGGAGAUGUGUAUCAACAGAGGGAGCAUUUAUAGUGGAACAGAUACCAGUUAUUCCGAUUCUUAAUUUCUGCCUAGAAGCCCUUCUCCCCUUGUUACAUUACUAUUUAAUGCCUUACUCCCCAUUGGAAUUCACACUUUGUGCUACCUUUGCACUUGUAUAUUGUUUUAUAUUAUAGUUAUUUGUGUCUCAGCCCCCUCCUAGACUGUAAGCUCUUUGAGGGCAGGGACUGUGCCUUAUCUAAACUGCUUGGAAUGUAGUAGCUCAGUGCUUUUACACAGGUGAUUAAUAAAUGUUUGAAUUGAAGCCAGUUUGGAACUAAAAAAAAAUGUGCACAACAGAUGAUUUAAUGUUGUCUUAACUUUUCCUGGAUUAGAAAACACCACAGCAACCAUAAUGCAACUAAAUCCCAAGAUACUCUAGUUCUGUAAAAAAGGAACUCUCAACAAUUACAAAUUAUAGCUAGCUUAUAUUUGGCUUGUUAAAACAGAAUGAUGGGGGGUGGGAGAGGGAGGCUAGGUAGCUCAGUGGAUUGAGAGCCAGGCCUAGAAGACGGGAGGUGUGCUAGGUUCCAAUCUGGCCUCAGAUACUUCCAGCUAUGUGACCCUGGGCAAGUCACUUGACACCCCCAUUGCCUAGCCCAUACCACUCUCUGCCUUGGAACCAAUACACAGUACUGAUUCCAAGAUGGAAGGUGAGGGUUUAAAAAAAAAAAAACAGAAUGGCUGGGACAUGGGGCCAUAAACACACUAGUGAAAUAAAAGCACUCUUAAUGAUAACCAUCCCUUAAGGAGAAUGUUGAAAGUACAGAAGAGCUCUGAAACAAAGCCUGCUUAAUCAGACUUGUUCAGGAAGUUUUAUUUCUCAACAUAAACAUUAUGAAGGGCUCCAUUAUUUCAGAAAAAGGUGCAAUAUAUUAGUAAGAGAACUAUUAAAAAAGCAAGCUGUUAAAAAACUCCUACAGGAUGUCAUGUGUGUAACCUUGUCAUUCACUGGAAAUCUGAAUAUUAAUACUAAGACUGCCCAAGGUUUGUUCUGUUUAUACAAACAACCCCUAGAAAAGCACAGGAACUUCCCUUUCUCUAUAGCUAUGGUCUGUUUCCCCAAGUUCUCAUUCCCCACCCAUCUUAUUUUUAACUUUAUCUUGCUUGUAUUUAUAGUAUUCCAACUACUUUCCCUCAUUCUUGGCCAGACUGCAGUCUUUUAAGGUUAGAUCUUCAAAGUGUCAUUUCUCUUCCUUGAUAAAAGUGCUAACAUACACUUUGGACUUUAAUAAUGGUCAGUUGUGUACAUGUAUUAUCCUUAUUAAAUGGUUAACUCCUUAAGGGUAAA